Molecule: messenger RNA, 5309 nt
Organism: Cyclopterus lumpus (lumpfish)
Lineage: Eukaryota; Metazoa; Chordata; Actinopteri; Perciformes; Cyclopteridae
Gene: smap2
Product: small ArfGAP2
Exons: 9
Coding region: 332-2212 (626 amino acids)
Biological process (GO): regulation of clathrin-dependent endocytosis
Molecular function (GO): GTPase activator activity
Source: RefSeq, a predicted model, not a curated record
GAGAGAGAGAGAGAGAUGUCGGUACCAGUCAGAGAUAGGCUACAUAUGCGUUUUUAACUCGACCUUACAUUAGCCUUCAUGUUUACGCUCCGCGUUCUGGGAGUUUUCCUCCGCGUUACGUCUUGAGAGGUAUCCGUAUUUAGCAUAACCCGCGUGCUGGUUGGCUGAGACACAAUCAUCCCAUCUUGGCCGAAACAAACUCACCCUGCCACAGCGAAGAGGACCGAGGGACCGCGGCGCAUCGGCUCCGCACACACGGCUUUCAUUUUUGACAAAAGCCGGCUCAAACCGCAGGGGCUGUCUGUCGCCUACUGGGAGCUGGACUAGUGCAAUGAUGACGGGCAAAUCCGUGAAAGACGUUGACAGAUACCAGGCUGUCCUCAACUCUUUACUGGCGCUGGAGGACAAUAAAUUCUGCGCUGAUUGCCAAUCCAAAGGUCCAAGAUGGGCGUCCUGGAAUUUGGGCAUAUUUGUCUGUAUCCGCUGUGCUGGUAUCCAUCGAAACCUGGGGGUCCACAUCUCCAAGGUCAAGUCUGUCAAUCUGGACCAGUGGACACAGGAGCAGGUCCAGUGUGUUCAGGAGAUGGGGAAUGCCAAAGCCAAGCGUCUCUAUGAGGCUUUCUUACCUGAGUGCUUUCAGUGCCCCGAGACAGACCAAUCUGCAGAGAUCUUCAUCAGGGACAAGUAUGACAAGAAGAAGUACAUGGACAAGGUCAUUGACAUCCAGAUGCUUAGGAAAGAAAAGAGCUGUGACAAUAUACCCAAGGAACCAGUUGUGUUUGAGAAAAUGAAAUUGAAAAAAGACAUCAGCCCCAAGACAGAUCCCCAGUCCGUUACAGACCUGCUUGGAUUAGAUGCCCCUGCUCCAAGUGCCGCAGUGUCUAAUGGUGGAGGAUGUGUUCCAGACAGUAAUGAGAGCCCGGCGGUGUCCAAUCCAUCUCUGGUGCACUCUGCACUGGAUCUCUUCAGCUCCUUGCCAGCACCCUCCUCUGCUUCCUCCAUUAAAACCACGUCUGUUUCCAGCUCCAUGCCUCAGAGCAGAGUGACUGCCUCCGUGCCCGACAACCUCAGUCUGUUCAUGUGUUCGGCACCCAAAGCAGAGGAGGGCACUGUCAAGAAACUGUCCAAGGACUCUAUUCUGUCCCUUUACGCCUCCACCCCCUCAGUGCACGCCAGCAGUAUGUCAACUCACGCAGGCUUGUACAUGAACCAAAUUGGAUACCCGACACACCCCUACGGAUCGUACCAUUCUUUAGCCCAGGUAGGUGGAAUGGGAGGUUCCAUGAUGACAUCACAGAUGGCCAUGAUGGGACAGCAACAGAGCGGAAUGAUUGGAGUUCAACAGAACGGCAUGAUGGGACAGCAGGGUGUCAUGACUCAGCCAAGUGGCGUCAUGGCACCACCCUACAUGACGGGCAUGACCCAGGGCAUGAUGGGACAGCAGCGAAGUGGUAUGAUGGUACAGCAGCAGAAUGGCGUUAUGGGACGACAGCAGCAACAGAGUGGGAUGAUGGUGCAGCAGCAGCAGAAUGGCAUUAUGGGACGACAACAACAACAGAGUGGGAUGAUGGUACAACAGCAGAAUGGAGUUAUGGGACGACAACAACAACAGAGUGGGAUGAUGGUGCAGCAGCAGAAUGGUGUUAUGGGACGACAACAACAACAGAGUGGGAUGAUGGUGCAGCAGCAGAAUGGUGUUAUGGGACGACAACAACAACAGAGUGGGAUGAUGGUGCAGCAGCAGAAUGGUGUUAUGGGACGACAACAACAACAGAGUGGGAUGAUGGUGCAGCAGCAGAAUGGAGUUAUGGGACGACAACAACAACAGAGUGGGAUGAUGGUGCAGCAGCAGAAUGGUGUUAUGGGACGACAACAACAACAGAGUGGGAUGAUGGUGCAGCAGCAGAAUGGUGUUAUGGGACGACAACAACAACAGAGUGGGAUGAUGGUGCAGCAGCAGAAUGGAGUUAUGAGACGACAACAACAACAACAGAGUGGGAUGAUGGGGCAGCAGCAGGUUGGCGGUUUACCUCAUCAGCAGGGAGGGCAACAUGCACAGCAGCUACAGUGGAACAUUACCCAGAUGACAGAUCAACACAUGGCCGGCAUGAAUCUCUACAACACCAACGGCGUGAUGGGAUACAGCAAUCAACAAAUGGGAGGCUCAACAACUCCAAGCUCAGCGCACAUGACAGCACAUGUUUGGAAAUGAGUUCAUCUAUCCAGGAAGUGAUGUAACGCCAAUGACCGACGAAAGAGAGGCGAACUGAGUUGAAGGAAUCUGUGGAUCAGGUUCUCCAGGAGACAUUUUCUAAUGCAAGGGAGAGGGAAGUGGAGGAGGAGACGGGUGUGAAGAGGAACAAGGUUUGGAAAACCAUUACUACCUCUCUUUCUCUCUCCUCUCUGACCAUGCUUCCUCUUCUCGACACAUCCAUGGCCAUGUUUUGCAUAUUUCCAUGUUUGCCUUCAGAACACUUUGGUAUGAUGACCAAGACAACAGGGUUCAGAGGUUCACUGGUUACGCAUCUUUCUUUGUACCUAAUAUGUGGGAUUGUGUGCGCACACAUCUGCUGUAUGUGGGUGUCAACAAACUGUUUGACAUAAGAGAAUAGUUUGUUUUUUGGAGAAUUUUACAGUUUUUCUUACUUGAUCAGAAUCAGAAUUAAGAAGGUUAGCAGAGCUAAACUCAAUUGGUUUGUGUGCCAAGCAUUUCAAGGAUAAGGUGUAUUGAUUUUUAAUUUGUUGUAGGCUAUAGUCCAACAUUUUUAAUGCUUUUUGAUGAGAGAUUAAAAGAUGAAAAGAUUGAUACGAUUCCAGUCUGUACACCAAAUAUGAGGCUACCACCAGCCGAUGGUUAGCUUAGCUGAGCAUAAAGACUGGAAAUAGGAAAAAACAACUAGCCUGGCUCUGUCCGAAGACUUUGACUGUUUACAGUUUAAACAAAUGAUAUGUAACGUGAUAAUUAGUGGGCUUUAGAUAUGCUGGAAGCUGGAUUUUGAUUUGAUUUUGUAGGCUACCUUGACAGAGCCCGGCUAGCUGUUGCCACCUGUUUCCAGUCUUUGUGCUGAGCUGUCCGGCUGCUGGCGUUAGCUUCAUCAUGCAGACACGAGAGUGCUAUUGAUUUUCUCUUCCAACUCUUGACAAGAAAGUGAAAUAGUGUUCAGCUUAUGUCAAAGACGAAUUGUUUGUUUAACCUAGCAUUGACAAUAUUUCUUAACAAUAUAAUAUAAUUAGCUUAAUUGAAGCCGCAACCAUAUUUGUGAAGGAGCAACUACGGAUGUUUUUCUAGCCAGCUUUCAAGCUCACAGAGAGUCAUUUAGGAUUAUAUUAGCCUUCUGGUUCGAGGAGAAUCAAACUAGCCUAUGCUAUGCCAGUCUCUCUCAUCGCAUCUUCAAGGUAAAGGCAUUAAUGAAUUAGCCUAGCUCUGUGUAAGUAGGAGAAAUUUGUAAAAUCUUACAAAAAAACAAUAUAUCCCCUUCCUAAAUAAUUAUUCUACUGUCCAACAAUAUAUAAAAUGUAAGAAAUCCCUUUAUGUGUUGAUAAGAUCUUAGAUCUUGACUGUCUCACAAAUUAAAGCAGCUACACAACCUACCUAAACAGCCCGUAUUUACGAUGUCUUCUACCCAAUCAACAGAGGGCUUCUUUUAGAAUCAAUAUAUAAUCUCAAAGUGUCUAAAAUCCAAAAUUGGAUUUGGGAGACCAAAGAUCAACGCUAGCUUUAUUAUGGUUGUACACAGUAUACCAAUGCUUUGUUACAUCUGUGCAGCCGCUUAACUAGUGAUUCGUAUAACAUUCAAUUCACCAGUCCUUUAAAAGAAUGUUUGGUCAACCGUGCUCUUACAUGAUGAAUGUUUGGGCAUUUCAGUUCACUGUGCUACUUCCUCAGCAAGAGUAGGACACUUAAAAAGUCACUUGCAUGUAUGUAAAUGUUGAGGUAACGUUCAUUCACCUCAAGUUAAUCUACCUUGUACAAUAGAGGCCUCAAAUAAUGCUGAAUGUCUGUAAGUAAGAGAGAACUAGAGAGAGGUGGGGACAGAGGGAAAGGACAACUUAAAGUACAGAUGCGCCAUAUUUCAGAUUCUUCCACUGAAUUGCACGUAGAGAAUGUCUAUCUAGCUCUGAUUGUAUAUACUGUUUGUUUCUUGAGAUGUCUGAAUGUCUCUCUCUGAAUGUUUCUUGUCAAUCGUUCUCCGAUCAAGACUGACAAACUGUCUCAAUGAAUGUGGGUCCUGAAUGUGUUUCACGACUUCUACUGGACUCGUUUUGCAUACGCACACCUGAGGGUGCGUUUUGUUUUUUGAUAUUCUGCGACUUCGUCAAGCAAUUUACACGAGUGUCUUUUGAAUUUUCUGUGGUCAGCAGAAGCAUAGUUCAACUAUGUUUUAAUGUCAUAACAUCAAAUUAGGAGCUGACUGUGACCAGGCUGACGCAGUUAAAAGGUCACUCGGGGUGGGGGUGGGGGGGAUUACAAUUUGGCCGAACGACAUUAUUGUGAAGCGAAAAGCGAUUGUACAACCACAGUCUGAUCACCUCUCAACAUGUUAGUUAACCCCUCUACACCCUCUACCAAACAAGCCACCUCUCUGUGUCCUGACUUCGCUGGAAGGCGUUUCUAAAAAAAUAUAAUUUUUUAUAAAUGCAUGACACUAUUAGUGUAAAUAUUCUGUCUUUUUGUUUUAAGCAGUUAGCUAUUGUGUUGCUACUUUGAAUGUGAGGGUUAAGAGCUGAAAGACAAAUAAAUGAACAUACAGGGCAUAACAUUCUUAUUAACUUUUGCUAAUGAGCAGCCAGUAAAACAUUUCACUCUCAGCAACCGUCCAGGUUUUUCUUCCGAUUUGAGCUCAUUUGGUGGCAGUUGAGGUAACAGUGUGACUGCAGCAGUCACGUUCUCUGCCGAGAGCAAUAUCACCAUAAGACGGCAUGUCGUCUUUGCAGUGUUACAACCAUCAGCUCGCCAUGGAAGAAGCAGUAUAAAGCCAUCUCUAUACCUUUUGGUUUGCUCGUAUUCAGUUCCUUUUUUUUGUCUGGUAUAUUUUCUGUGAAAUAAGAGUAAUUAAAGGAAUGUAUCUUUGUAUGUACUUGUCAAUAAAGAUAUUGUGUACUUUAUUCUUUAUCAGAAUAUCUCUGUAUCGUGUGUCCCUUAAAGAAAUAUGCUGAAUGUGUACUAUAUAUUAGUUCUGCAUUUCUUUCACAUGCUUUGCCACUUUUGAUUUUAUGUCAAAACAAGUUAGUCAAUUACAUUUGAGAAUAUGUAACACAUGAUACUUGUCUCUGUGAAAAUAUACAAAAUAAAUAUUGUUUUGAUUAAA